This is a messenger RNA of Caenorhabditis angaria, 4583 nucleotides long. NCBI's taxonomy places the organism in Eukaryota, Metazoa, Nematoda, Chromadorea, Rhabditida, Rhabditidae. The record is from the annotation of a GenBank genome assembly.
AUGGGUUUGGAUGGCAAGAAUUUGACGAAUUUUACACAAAGUUUUAGUGAAGGUUGGUUUUGUGGAUUUUUAAUGAAAAAAUUAUGGAAUUUUGUAUGAAUUUUGAACUAGAAAAAUUUUGAAACAGUAAUUUUUUGAAAAUUAAAAAUUAGGGAAAAAUUAUCCUAACAAGUCAGUCAAAAAACCCACAUCCUUGAUUUUUCAAAAUCAAAUUAAUUAUGAAAUUUUUGAAACAGUGAAUAUUUAUUUUUAUUUUUUUUUUAAUAACACAAUUUUUAUCUCAGUUUUCUAUCUUUUUUAUUUAGGCCCAAAAAACCUGUGACGUGGCAAAUUAGAAAACAUUUUGUUCCAAAAUUUUUUUGUUUUUUUUGUGUUAACAAUAAGAUAGUUCCACUUUUGUUUGUUUUAGAAAGUUUUUUUCCCGCCGAAAAAUAAUAUUUUUCGGGGAAAAAUAUCGAUCUGAAAAUUUAUUUUUCACUAAUUUUUAUAAUUUCCAUAGUAACCCUGAUUUUCUGCUUAUUUCAUUUUUCACAUAUUUUUCACAUCAAAAAUCUAUGUACACUAAUCCGUUUUUCGUGAAAAAUACGGGGAAAUUCUACUCGUUUUUGCAUGUUUACACACUCUUUGUUGGUGAAAAACACAAAGUUUAUGUAUACAUGCAAAAAUAUUGAUUUUUUGAAAAUAUAUGUGAUUGAAAUUCAAAUUUUUCCAUGAAUUUUCCAUUAAUUUUUAAAUGUUGAAAAACAAUAUUUUUUGAAGUUACAGCUGAAAAUUUCAGAAAAAAAUCUGAAAAAUAAAAAAUAGUGCAAAAAGAUAAUCUCGCUUAUCUCAUCCCAAAAUAAAGAAAAAUGCUCAAUUUAUCGAUUUUUUGCACCAACAAAUUGUGCUCUUUUUGUCUUUUCUUAUCAAUCAAAGAAAAAAAUUCGCCCUUUUCCCCACUUUUUUCGACCUAAGUCUAAUUUAUUAUUAAUUUACUCGAAAUUUUUCGCUGAAGUGAGUUGGAAACCCCAAAAAUGCACAUUUUUGCACCAAAAAAUGUACAUUGAUAAGAAAAUUUUUCGAAAAAUCGCACGAUUUUUUGUACUUUUUGUUUUUUGACGUGACCUUUAUUGAGACGAGAAAAAAAGAGAAAAAAAUUGAGGAAAAAAAGUAUUUCUAGAAUUUUUGGAUGUUCAAAAAGGUUGGUUAGGUGAAGUUUUCCGCUGAAAAUCAGGGUAGACUUGAUUUUCAGCACAAAAUUUCAGGCAGUAAAUGGGAAAUAUUUUUCUGGGGUUGAUUUUCAGCGAUUUUCAUGAGUUUCAGCCAGGAAACUGAAAAUAUUUUUUCUGGACUGAAAUUUAGCGCUGAAAGUCAUGAUAAUCGUAAUUUUCAGUGAUUUGGGAGGAUUUCAGGAGUUUCAGCACUAAAUUUCAGCUAGGAAAUAUAGAAUAUAUUUCUGGGCUGAAAUUUUGCGCUAGAAAUCUUGAUUUUCAGUAAUUUUCCGAGUUUCAGCACACAAAACUUCACUAGAAAUAUAUUUUUCUGGACUGAAAUUUUGCUCUGAAAAUCACUGAACCAGUGAAAAUAGCUGGAAACUGAGCGUUUCAUGAUUUUCAGCACAGCAUUCCAGCCAGGAUUGUUUGAAAAGCUGGAAAAGCCCAGAAAAAUCAUAUUUCCGCGUAAAAUCUUGAAAAUUGAUGAAAAUCUCGAAUUUCCACACUUCCAGACCCGAAUUUCAUGCUGAAAACCAAGAAUUUUCAGCUCUGGCGUCGUCAUCAGCAACAUCUCGAUUAAUCGGUGCGGCUGCCGCUGCAUCGUCAGCCUCAACUUCAUCUCAAUCAGCUUCAACAUCUUCCACGUGGUUUUUCCUCGUCCACCCGCCCAAAUUAUUGAUUGCCGAAACGCGUCGAAUGGCGGCCGAAAUCGAUCUCGUCACACUUUUCGCCCUCAUCGGAUUGAUUUUUGUGAUUUGUUUGUAUUUGAUACAUCUAAUCGCCUUGUUGUAUGGAAAACAUCGAUUGCAUCGAAAAGUGAAACCGAAUUCGAAUUUGCCCGGUGUUUCGAUUAUUAAACCGAUUGUUGGAGCUGAUGAGAAUUUGAGAGAGAAUUUGGAGACGUUUUUUGUUGCUGAUUAUCAUAAGGUACGGGGGAAAUUGCUUGAAAAUUGCUGUUUUCAACGAUUUUCAGCAUGAUUGUUGAGUCUAGAAAUUGGCCGAUAUCAAGUUUUGGGGCUAAAAUUUCUCUAAAAAGAGAAAAUCCGACUGAAAAUCCUGUUUCCUACGACUUUCAAGCUAUUUCGCUGAAAUUUUGUGCUGGUGCUCGUGAAAUUACUGAAAAUCACCGAAAAAUCCGAUUUUCAUAAUUUUCAGCACAAAAUUUGGUUUUGAGUAGACUCAUUUUUCUUGCUGAAAAUCGUGAAAACUCGAUUUUCAGUAGUUUUUCGAGUUCCAGCAUGACAUUUCAGCUUGGAUCAACUCGGGCCUAGGCUCGAAUUCUCCUCUGAAUAUCAUGGAAACCUUGAUUUUCACUAUUUUUUGAGUUCCAGCGCGAAAUUUCAGCUAGGAAUUUGAAAAACAAACCAGGCUUAGCUCAAAUCAGUGAUUUUCAAGCUGAAAUCACAUCGGAUCAAUUUUCAGCACACAAUUUCAGCUUGGGACGGGCUAAACCUAGUGAGAUACAUUUUUCGCGCCGAAAUUUUGGUCUCACCACGAAACUUUUGAAUUAGCCAAUUUCUAGACUCAAUUUUUGUGCUGAAAAUCAUGGAAACCCUAAUUUUCAGCGAUUUUCACUUUUUUUUUGGUUUCAGCGAGAAAUUUCAGCUUGAAUCGACUAGAAUCAAGCCUAACUUCGAAUUAUCCUCUCGAAAAUCAUAAAAACCUUGAUUUUCAGUGGUUUUUUGAGUUCCAGCGCGAAAUUUCAGCUAGGAAUUUGAAAAUUCUAUGAUUUUCAAUUUAAAGAUCAAUUUUCAGUACGAAAUUCUGUUCUGCUUUCACAAUCAAACCGACCCAGCAGUGAAAAUCGUCAAAUCUCUCAUCGAAAAAUACCCAAAAAUCGAUGCCCGCCUAUUUUUCGGCGGCGAAAAAGUGGGUCUCAACCCGAAAAUCAACAAUAUGAUGCCAGCCUAUCGAUCUGCUAAAUAUCCACUUAUUCUAAUUAGUGAUAGUGCGAUUUUCAUGCGACAAGACGCGAUUUUGGAUAUGGUUCAAACUAUGGUAUCACACGAGAAGAUGGCGAUAGUUACACAAACUCCAUACUGCAAAAAUCGGCCUGGUUUAGCCGCGGCUUUUGAGCAAAUCUAUUUCGGCACAUUUCACGCAAGGAUUUAUCUCGCGGGAAAUUGUAUGGAAUUUGUUUGCUCUACAGGAAUGUCGUCGAUGAUGCGGAAAGACGCGUUGGAUGAAUGCGGCGGAAUUGCGGCUUUCGGCGGAUAUCUCGCCGAAGAUUUCUUUUUCGGCAAAGAAUUGGCGAAUCGCGGAUGGAAAUCGGCGAUCUCUGUCAAUCCGGCACUUCAAAAUGCGGCCAACCCGAAGAUUUCGACAUUUUUGGAGAGAAUUUGUCGAUGGGUCAAAUUGCGAAUCGCAAUGUUGCCGCAUAUUAUUCUGGUAGAACCGCUUCAGGAUUGCUUCCCGGCUGGAAUUAUUAUUGCGACUUGCGCCAACUUUUUGAUGGGAUACAAUCCGGUUUUGAUUUUUGCGGCGCAUGUUUGCGUUUUGGGUGACGGUGGAUUUUUUAUUGAUGCAUACAAUGCAGGUUGGUGAAAAAAUCAUGUUUUCUUGUUUUUGGCUCAAAAUUUGAGCAUGAAAUCUUCAAAUUAUGCCUCACAAACUUUCAGCUUCAGAAAUUAAAGCUCAAAUUUUGAAAAUAGAGCAAAUCAGAGCUCAUAAUUUUGAUAAAAUAAAGUUUUAUCAAAAUUUUGAGCUCUGACUUGUUCUUUCUUGAAAAUUUGAGCUUUAAUUUCUGAAGCGGAAAGUUUGUGAGACAUAAUCAAAAUUUAGACCAAAAUGUGAUUUUUAAACAUGAUAUCAAGUUUUCUCUUGAAAAUUUAUGGAAUUUAAAUAGAACAGCAUAAUUUUCACCAAAAAUUGUCAAUUUUCAAGCUCUAAAGCCAUUUAGAGUCAAAAAUCCCGAAUUUCUGACCUGAAAAAGUAAUUUUAUCACUUUUCUAGAGUUUUGGAUGAUUUCAAAUGAUAUUUUUGACCCUAAAUACCCCUAAACCUUGAAGUUUGACUAUUUUUGGUAAAAAAUUCGAUGUUGUAUCUAAAUUCUAUUAAUUUUCAAGAGAAAACUUGAAAUCAUGCCCUAAUUUUGAGCAAUUAAACAAUUUUAUCAAAAUUUUAAGCUCUGACUUUGCUCUUUCUUCAAAAGUUCAGUUUUAAUUUUUGAGGCAGAAAAUUUGUGAGUCAUAAUCUGAAUUUUUGAGCUUUUAUCCGAUUUUCUACCCGAAAAUCGGAUUUUCGGAUUUGUGACUAAUAAAAUUUUGCGCUCAACCAACAUCAUAGUUCAAAUCACCUUUUUCCCCAUCUAGAAUAUAUAAUUAAUUAGUUAGCACAAAAAAGAAAGCUAUGACGUCAUAGAAACACCAAUUUUUUCUUACAGAACGGUGA